Messenger RNA from Halichondria panicea, 1731 nucleotides. RefSeq names its product transcriptional regulator QRICH1-like. Lineage: Eukaryota; Metazoa; Porifera; Demospongiae; Suberitida; Halichondriidae. The record is from RefSeq and is a predicted model, not a curated record. Gene Ontology annotation, molecular function: DNA binding. Bases 297 to 1193 code for a protein of 298 amino acids. The transcript has a single exon. Gene Ontology annotation, biological process: DNA recombination; DNA integration.
UCCUUCCCUGCUUCCUUCCAAACCAGCCACACCUCCAGCUCUGUCUUUGCAGCAACCAGCCCCACCUCCAUAUCUGCUGCAGCAACCAGCCCCACCUUCCUAUCUGCUCUCUCUCCGACCUGCAAGAAGAAGAGUUCGUAGACUAUCUGCUCUCUUCCACAGCCAGUGAGAACCUACUUACUGCUCCAGUGGCAAAGAAAGCAAGAAAAUUCGCUCCCCCAAAGUCAAUUAAAGAAGUAGAACUAGCAAGAAGGGAAACAAUACCGAAGAAAACACUCAUUGACAUCAAGUAUUGCAUGGGAAUUUGGAACGAAUGGAGGUACAACAGGCUAAUUUAUUAUGGCAUCCCUAUACCAGAAAUCGAAACGCUAAGCUCAACAGAGAUAGCAGACUACCUCUGCAAGUUUGUCCUCGAAAUUCGAAAGAAGAAUGGAGACGAAUUCCCUCCUAACUCGCUUCACCACAUACUGUGCGGAAUUCAGCGCUACUUGAGAAUCAAUGGAAAACCUUCAAUUGACUUCUUCAAGGACCCUGCAUUUGCUAACUUCAAGUUAAGUCUAGAUGCCGAGAUGAAACGACUGCAAAAACUGGGACUAGGAUCGAAGAAGAGACAAGCUGAACCACUGACAAUUGAAGAAGAAGAGCUUCUAUGGAGCACGGGUUUGCUUGGUUGUUCUAGUCCCCAGACGCUUGUUGACACCAUGGUUUUCAUGACGGGACUCUAUUUUGCUUUGAGAAGUGGAGACAAGCAUAGACAAUUACGAUUUGAGCCUUGUCAAAUUGAGCUUGUUGAGCGAUCAGGAGAACGACCACAUCUAGUCUACACCGAGGACAUUUCAAAGAAUCGGCCAGGUGGUAUCAAGGGGAGAAAAGUGAAGCCUAAAGUUGUUUUACACCACGCGAAUUUGGAGAAUCCUGAUAGGUGCUUUGUUCGUAUCUUCAAGUUGUACAACAGUCUGUGUCCCGAAAAUAGGCCGAAUAAUGCAUUCUAUCUGAAGCCACUCCAAAAGCCAAAGCCCGGAGCUCAUUGGUUUUCUGCAAAGCCUCUAGGGAGAAACACUCUGGAGGGAACUGUUGCAAGACUCUGCCGAGAGGCUGCCAUACCUGGAUUCAAGACAAACCAUUCACUUCGCGCAACUACUGCUACACGACUCUACCAAGCAGGCGUGGAUGAACAGCUGGUUAUGGAAUGAACAGGACAUCGUAGUUUGGAGGGAGUCCGUAGUUACAAGCGAACAUCCCAAAUACAGCAAGAGAAUCUGUCUGACAUCUUGAAUGGCUCCUCUCCAGCUUCAUCAACCGCUCUUGUACCAUUCUCAUCUGAGUUACAAACAGCACCAUCGACAUCUGCUUCAUCAACCGCUCUUGUACCACUCUCAUCUGAGCUACAACCAUCCACCCAAAAUAGUCGCUAUCAAGUUACUCAGUCAACUAAUAAUUGUUCAAUCAACGUUAACCAAGCUCAACCACCAGCUUUGAACUUUCAUUCAUGUACAGUAACCAUUAACUAUAAGUCAUAACUAUUACAACUUUAUUAUGUACUUCUAUUAUUAUUAUGUACUUUUAUUAUGGUUAUUAUCUUAUCUUGAUCAAAUCUUUGCUACAUGAUUUUCUAUUGAAGUACAUGAUUUUCUAUUGAAGUACAUGAUUUUCUAUUGAAGUACAUGAUUUUCUAAAUUGGAUAGAACAUUCCCUCUAACCAAUCAGAUUGCAGUAUUUAUGACAAACAUG